Messenger RNA from Aspergillus fumigatus Af293, 486 nucleotides. Its product is annotated as putative C2H2 finger domain protein. The transcript has a single exon. The record is from RefSeq and is a predicted model, not a curated record. Bases 1 to 486 code for a protein of 161 amino acids. Lineage: Eukaryota; Fungi; Ascomycota; Eurotiomycetes; Eurotiales; Aspergillaceae.
AUGGGAGCUGUGAGAAAGAUCAAGACAAAGCGCAGAACAAGGUACGAUAUACAGGAAUGCACUCAUCGCGCCAUUGGUGCACUUGAAGGUCCGAUAGCUCUAACAUUGCUUGUCUCUUGUAGGGACUACGAUCAAGUCCGAGCGGACAUCGACUCUCCCAAGCACCUUACGCAGUACAAAGCGACCAAGGAUGCGGAGGAUCUCCCAGGUCUAGGAAAGCAUUAUUGCGUCGAAUGUUCGAAAUGGUUUGAGAGCGAAUACAACCUGGUCGCCCAUACCAAGGGCAAAAACCACAAAAGAAGGUCGGUGAUAAUGGACAGUGCGAACGUCUUUUUGGACCGAUCACGUCUAACUCAGGGAUGCUUGAAUAGGUUGCGAUUGCUGCGCGAGGAGCCUCAUUCACAGAAAAUCGCCGAGGCUGCUGUCGGUCUGAGUACCGACAAUGGAUUGCGACAACAGGAAACGGUCGUUGACAUGGAGGAUUAG